AUGAAUAACGAGACACAUUUUCUUAAGAACACCAACACCAGCAGUGUGACCUUUAACCACACCGCCAUCAACAUUACCUUAUCCGCAGCGUUGCCGUUAGCACAGCCAUCUUUUCUGCUUUUAGCAGUCCGCAUCGCCAUCACAACCGCUUCGUUAUGCCUCAACGCGGGUCUCCUAAUUUUCCACGCCAUCAAACCAGCCUUCAUCACCGAUUUCACCACAUACCUCUUAUUCCUGUAUCUAGCUAACGUCAUCUACUUGAUAGGCGACCAACCCCUCCUCUUCUGGAGCGAAAUCGCCCACCGGGAUAUCGGUUCCCUGGGGCGGUCGCUCUGUACCUUCUCCAACUACUUUCACCGCGUGGCCAGUAUCGUGCCGCUGAUGUGCCACGUGCUGGUGGCCGUCAACCGCCUGUGGGCGUUGCGUUUCCCGCUGCACUAUCGGCGCCGUCACACGCGGCGGGUUGCGCUGCUGAUCUGCCUGGGCAUGGCCGGGUACGUGCACGCCUUGACCCUCCCGCCGUUCUUCAUCUACAUGCCGUAUCGGUACCAACCUCUCACCGAAUUCUCCGGGAUUUGCAGGGACGCGUUUAUCCCGAAUUACGCGUCAUGGGCGCGGAUCGACAGCAUCAUGAACCGGUUUAUGCCGCUGAUCGUCAUAAUUCUGAUUUACAUUUAUUUGAUUGUCCAGCGUUGUGUAGGACGCAGCCAGGUGGAGAGCGCGAACAACAGCACGAAUCGCACGUCGACCACACGCGGGAACGCGGAUCCGGACGCUACGGCAUCGCUCAACCGCCCGGUUCGGCAGCAACGGUUGCACCGCAAAGUGGUGCGGCCGUUCUUAGUGUUGACCUUAACGACCGUCGGGGUUAUUGUAUGCUGGCUGCCGUUGGAUAUUAUCUUUCUCUGCCAGCUCGUUCUCAAUCUUCCCGUUCCACCCGCGGUGGUGCAGGCCUUUCUUAUGCUGUACACGCUGCAGUUGCUGUUUGAUCCGCUCAUGUGGAUCUGCAGUCUGCGUCGGCGAAAAGCGUAG
This is a messenger RNA of Paramacrobiotus metropolitanus, 1032 nucleotides long. RefSeq names its product 5-hydroxytryptamine receptor 5A-like. Lineage: Eukaryota; Metazoa; Tardigrada; Eutardigrada; Parachela; Macrobiotidae. Gene Ontology annotation, cellular component: membrane. The coding region runs from base 1 to 1032 and encodes 343 amino acids. Gene Ontology annotation, biological process: neuropeptide signaling pathway. The record is from RefSeq and is a predicted model, not a curated record. Gene Ontology annotation, molecular function: G protein-coupled peptide receptor activity. The transcript has a single exon.